UUGAGGGUCCAGCAGGGUUUAAAAGCUUUCGAGUAUGAACACUUGUCUAAUGUGAAAAGCAACACCUUACAAGUCCAAGUCUGCUUCAGAAUCAAGCUUUCAGAGAAUCAAGGUCUUUGUCUGUUGAAACAGCUGCCUGAAAAAAUGACAUUCAGAGUGCUUCUGGCUCUAGUGCUCCCCCUGUUGGUUGCGAGUGACUCAGUUUCUCAGAUCGACUGCUCUGAUAUCUCCACUAAUGCAACACUGAAUGGAGUUUACACCAUCUACCCUGCAGGUGACACACCUGUACAGGUGUACUGUGAUGUGGGCUGUGAUGGACAAGUAGAGUAUAAGAAGUGGACGGUGAUUCAGAGGAGAAUGGAUGGCAGUGUGAACUUCUACAGACCAUGGGAGCAGUACAAGAAAGGAUUUGGGAACUUGAAAGGAGAAUUCUGGCUGGGAUUAGAGACUCUCUACCAGCUCACCAGCAAGAAAACGUAUGAGCUGAGAGUGGACCUGCAGGACUUUGAGGGAGCGAAGGCUUAUGCCCUGUACUCUUCUUUCUCUGUGGAAUCUGAAGCUAAUGGCUACAAACUCAAUGUUGCUGGAUUCUACAAUGGAGGAGCAGGUGACUCACUGGCACAUCACAAUGGACAGAAGUUCUCCACCUUCGACAAAGACCAGGACUCUAGUAGUGAGAAUUGUGCUAAACUCUACCUCGGGGCAUUUUGGUACAAUAGUUGCCACAAUGCUAACCCCAACGGUAUAUAUGUGUGGGGACAGCACGACAACCAUUAUGCUAUUGGAAAUGUGUGGUACCACUUUAAAGACCAUAAGUACGGUCUCAAGUUCAUCAGUAUGAAGAUUAGGCCUGUCGCUUAGAUCAAUAUGAUGUGUUCCUCUUGCUCAAACUAAAUUCUGAGUUCAAAAUAUGUCAGGUCAAAAUCAUUGCUCACACUGUUACUUUGUUAUCUUAAUUUUGUGUUGAGCUGCAUUUUCUAUUCCAGUGUUUGUUUAAGCUCUCAAGAUGUUUUCACAUUGUAAAGUUUUCAGCAGAAAAUAAAUGUUUGAUCAGGGACAUGGGAAGGUGUUUUAAAUUGAGCACUAAGCAGUGCAUACUUGACGUGAAUGGUGAUGUCAUGCAAAAUUAUUCGCCUUAUUUCUUUUCUUUUAUUGAUAAUUUACAUCAAGCAGAAGAUGUUGCACAUCCUGCUCAUUCUUUUCUGAACAAACUUUAUGCAAGUGAGCUGAGCAAAUCAGCUAACUGAUCAAAUUGUCAAUGUGUGGCGCAGGAAGCAAUUGUGUCACAGCCACAGCCAGACGCUAAAAUUCAACAUCGAGCAGUAGAUAGAAUGCCUGAUAAAAAAAAAUGUAUCCAAAGUGCAGGAUAUUAAGGUCAAUUUUUUUCAGUAUAAAAAAACAAUAUUAAGCUGCUCUGGGGCUUGGAACAGCUCUGCAUGCAUUUUCUCUCUUUAUUCCUCAACCUGCUUGUGUUUUAACAAUGCACCCCCAAAGCAUCCAGCAGCCGGUGGUUGAAGUCAUUUGGUUGCUGUAAUGAAAAUGCAAAUGAAAAUGAAAAUUUAAACAGUGCACGGCUACUGCCAUGCCCUUUACCACCCCAACUUCCCGCAUCCCUGUACAUAUGUAUUGAAUGAACUCUUCUGUUUAAUGCAAAUAAAACAAGCACUUCCAAAAUA
This is a messenger RNA of Colossoma macropomum (tambaqui), 1676 nucleotides long. RefSeq names its product microfibril-associated glycoprotein 4-like. The record is from RefSeq and is a predicted model, not a curated record. Lineage: Eukaryota; Metazoa; Chordata; Actinopteri; Characiformes; Serrasalmidae. The transcript is spliced from 6 exons. Bases 145 to 861 code for a protein of 238 amino acids. Gene Ontology annotation, biological process: elastic fiber assembly.